Ilex paraguariensis (yerba mate) is the source of this 261-nucleotide messenger RNA. NCBI's taxonomy places the organism in Eukaryota, Viridiplantae, Streptophyta, Magnoliopsida, Aquifoliales, Aquifoliaceae. The record is from the annotation of a GenBank genome assembly.
AUGAUACUCAAAUUCCUAAUGAAGAUGAUUGCUGGAAAGCAAUACUAUGGUGAUAAUGCGGCAGAAUUGGAGGAAACAAGAAAGUUCAAGGAGAUUGAAAAAAGAAACCAGUUCAUGCAAGAUUUGAUUGAAGAGCAUAGAAGAAUGAGGAGUAAUUCUUCUUCUGAGAAGGAAACCAAGACAAUGAUCGAUGUUCUCCUGUCAUUCCAAGAAAGUGAACCUGAAUACUGUAAAGAUGAAAUCAUCAAAGGCAUGAUGCUG